Messenger RNA from Penicillium argentinense, 675 nucleotides. Its product is annotated as bifunctional thymidylate/uridylate kinase. Bases 1 to 675 code for a protein of 224 amino acids. The transcript has 2 exons. Gene Ontology annotation, molecular function: ATP binding; dTMP kinase activity. The record is from RefSeq and is a predicted model, not a curated record. Gene Ontology annotation, cellular component: cytoplasm; cytosol; nucleus. Gene Ontology annotation, biological process: dTDP biosynthetic process; dTTP biosynthetic process; dUDP biosynthetic process. Lineage: Eukaryota; Fungi; Ascomycota; Eurotiomycetes; Eurotiales; Aspergillaceae.
AUGUCAGCCCAGGCGAGCCACGAGUCGACGCGUCGCGGAGCGCUCAUCGUCGUUGAGGGCCUCGAUCGCGCCGGCAAAUCGAGCCAAUGCGAGAGGCUAGGGGAUUACUUGACAGAACAAGGGCACUCUGUUAAAUAUAUUCGGUUCCCAGCCAGGACCACCCCCAUCGGAAAGCUCAUAGACGGCUAUUUACGCGGCUCAACAAACCAAGAAGACCAUGCCAUUCACCUCCUAUUUUCAGCAAACCGCUGGGAAGUCGCGAGGAGUAUCGAGGAAGAUAUUGCCAACGGCAUUACUCUCAUUGUCGAUCGAUAUUCAUACUCUGGCGCCGUUUAUUCAGCUGCUAAGGCUAACCCUGGGCUCUCCCUCGAAUGGGCGUGGCAACCGGAGAUUGGUCUUCCCCGCCCAGAUAUCUGUCUCUUCCUCAGUAUAUCAGCCGAGGAGGCCGCGAAGCGGGGAGGGUUCGGUGCGGAGCGAUACGAAAAUGAGACGAUGCAGACUCGUGUGCGAGAACUCUUCCGGACGCUAUUUGAACGCCAGGAGGAUGCGUACAUAAUUGAUGCUGGCAAUUCGAUAGAAUACGUCGCUCAAGACAUCCAAGCGGCCGUUUCAAGUUGCUUUCAACGUCUCGGGGCGACUGGGUCGCUAAGGACGUUGGGUCCGCUUGCCAACUAG